AUGGCUACAGCAGGAGGAGGAGAAGAGGCGAUAAUACAACGUAUAUCACGCAUGAAUGACGUUGUACAAGAGUCACUGGAAAUUCUUGCACCGAUCGGUGGUUAUUCGAAAAUGCCCCUUGUUUCACUUGAAGAAGCAGUCGAACCACUUGUUCCUAUUCUACCUGAUGUUCAAGCUCAUGCAUAUACCGCUAUAUUGAAAUGCAAGAAACCUGCCGAUAAAUUAACACAAGACGAAUCUGCUUCGAUUAUGCUGUAUACCAUGGGAUGGGAUCCUCCUGAAGAAUGUCUCUACGUGGCCUUGAAUAAUACAUUACGUGCAAUCGAUCGACAAAAUGCGCUUAGACCUUGGUAUUUAUACUUGAGACUUUUUCUUAAUGCACUAUUUCGUCUUCCGUUGCUUGCCGUAACUGCAUACAGAGGUGUUAAAUUAGACCUCAGCCGUCGCUAUAUCGAAGGAGAAACAAUUGUCUGGUGGGGUUUCUCAUCAUGCACAACAUCUGUCAGUGUGCUAAAAUCAGAAUUGUUCUUGGGGAAGAUCGGUAAUAGAACUAUGUUUACCUUACACUGCAAAUCAGCCAGAGACAUUCGUAAGCAUUCGUUUUAUCCCGUCGAAGAUGAAGUACUUCUUAUGGCCGCAACGCAAUUUAAAGUAAUGGGCUCCCUUGAUCAAGGUAAUCUUCAUAUAAUACAAUUGGAAGAAACUACGCCACGACAUCCACUCCUACAACCAGUACCUAUUAUUGGUUCAUUAUCAACUUAUUCCAAUCCGCCUAGUGAUUCGACAGCGGCUUCUUUUGACAUAAGCACAGAAAAAUCAAAGACACAUUCAAACAAAUCUCAAAUUGAUACACAUGGAGCAGCUACCAGUAAUACCAAAAAAACAGGAAUAAAUUCGAUCACUGGCCAAAUGUUUGAUGUAAAAAUUAGUGCUUCAAUUAAUGAAGAUACGAUGCACUCAUAG
Molecule: messenger RNA, 963 nt
Organism: Rotaria socialis
Lineage: Eukaryota; Metazoa; Rotifera; Eurotatoria; Philodinida; Philodinidae
Source: the annotation of a GenBank genome assembly